AUAGGUAUGGUAAGAAAGGACUGGGCAUCCCAGAAUAGCAUUGCCCUAUCAUGGCAAGCCCCUGCUUUUUCCAAUGGAGCCAUACUGGACUACGAGAUCAAGUACUAUGAGAAAGAGCAUGAGCAACUCACCUAUUCCUCCACGAGGUCCAAGGCUCCCAGUGUCAUCAUCACAGGUCUCAAGCCAGCCACCAAGUACAUUUUUCAUAUCCGAGUGAGGACUGCAACAGGAUACAGUGGCUACAGUCAGAAGUUUGAAUUUGAAACAGGAGAUGAAACUUCUGACAUGGCGGAGCAGGGGCAGAUUCUUGUGAUUGCCACCGCGGCAGUGGGAGGAUUCACUCUUCUCGUCAUUCUUACUCUCUUCUUGUUAAUCACUGGCAGGUGUCAAUGGUACAUAAAGGCCAAAAUGAAGUCAGAAGAGAAGAGAAGAAAGGACUUACAGAAUGGACAUUUACGCUUUCCAGGAAUUAAAACUUAUAUAGAUCCAGAUACAUAUGAAGACCCAUCCCUAGCAAUCCAUGAAUUUGCAAAGGAGAUUGAUCCGUCAAGAAUACGCAUUGAGAGAGUCAUUGGGGCAGGGGAAUUUGGAGAAGUCUGUAGUGGACGUUUGAAAACACCAGGGAAAAGAGAGAUCCCAGUUGCCAUCAAAACUUUGAAAGGUGGCCACAUGGAUCGGCAAAGAAGAGAUUUCUUAAGAGAAGCAAGUAUCAUGGGUCAGUUUGACCACCCAAACAUCAUUCGCUUAGAAGGUGUUGUUACAAAAAGAUCCUUCCCGGCCAUUGGGGUGGAAACGUUCUGCCCCAGCUUCCUGAGGGCAGGGUUUUUAAAUAGCCUCCAGGCCCCGCAUCCAGCGCCAGGGGGAGGAUCUUUGCCCCCCAGGAUUCCUGCUGGUAGACCAGUAAUGAUUGUGGUGGAAUAUAUGGAGAAUGGAUCCCUAGACUCCUUUUUGCGGAAACAUGAUGGUCACUUCACAGUCAUCCAGUUGGUUGGUAUGCUCCGAGGCAUUGCAUCAGGAAUGAAGUAUCUUUCUGACAUGGGUUAUGUUCACCGAGACCUAGCAGCUAGGAAUAUAUUGGUCAACAGCAACCUAGUGUGCAAAGUUUCUGAUUUCGGUCUCUCCCGAGUGCUGGAAGAUGAUCCAGAAGCUGCUUAUACAACAACUGGUGGGAAAAUUCCCAUAAGGUGGACAGCCCCAGAAGCUAUCGCCUACAGAAAGUUCUCCUCGGCAAGUGAUGCAUGGAGCUAUGGCAUUGUCAUGUGGGAAGUCAUGUCCUAUGGAGAGAGACCUUACUGGGAAAUGUCUAACCAAGAUGUCAUCCUGUCCAUUGAAGAAGGUUACAGACUCCCGGCUCCCAUGGGCUGUCCGGCAUCUCUACACCAGCUGAUGCUCCACUGCUGGCAGAAGGAGAGAAAUCACAGACCAAAAUUUACUGACAUUGUCAGCUUCCUUGACAAACUGAUCCGCAAUCCCAGUGCCCUCCACACCCUGGUAGAGGACAUCCUUGUGGUGAAUGGACUCCACAGCCAGUGCCCGCCGGCGGAGCUCUCUGACUGUUCUAUGACUGUAGAACCGGGCAGAAUGCCAGACUCCCCUGGUGAAGUUCCUGAAUAUCCUUUGUUUGUGACAGUCGGUGACUGGCUGGAUUCUAUAAAGAUGGGGCAAUAUAAGAAUAACUUCAUGGCAGCGGGGUUUACAACUUUUGACCUGAUUUCAAGAAUGAGCAUUGAUGAUAUUAGAAGAAUUGGCGUCAUACUCAUUGGACACCAGAGACGAAUAGUCAGCAGUAUACAGACUUUACGUUUACACAUGAUGCACAUAGAGGAGAAGGGGUUUCAUGUGUAAAAGUACUACAAGCACCUCUGUUUUGUGCCUCGGUAUUUCUAAAAUGAAAGAUAUCCUCUCUACUACCCUCUCUUCUGAUUCUCCAAACACCACCUCACAAACUGCAGUCUCCUCUUCAGGCUACAGGCACACAUACCUUUUGUUUAUACUUCCAACCUGGAUUUAAAAAUCACUCUUCAUAGCUCCGCUCCGAAUAACCUGCAAAUAAAACCCUGGCGCACUGCAGAUUAUCACUACACGUGGUAAAUAACUCAGCAUGGAUGUGUAACUUUGUAUAACUGCAUUUCAGAAGUGUUCAAGGACUUAAUCCAAAGGAAUUUGGGGUUAAAGAUGUAUUUAGAGUUUGAUGGUAGAUGAAAAAGAAAUAGUUGACCUUUCUUUCAUGUUUUGUGAUCAAGUAUUUUCCAAACUUACAUGAAUAUUUAUUUUUUAGAUAAUUAUAUUCAACUCUGUGGGUCAUAUUGUUACUUUAUUCUACAAUUCUUUACCUGUCGAUGCCUGAUAUUGUUAGAAUUGUUUGCAGAAAAGAUCAAUGAUUUCAUGUAGUGAAUUCUUUUCAAGUGUGACUAUGGUGAGAAGGGAGUUAUCCAGGGGGAGAGAGGGAGAAACAUACUGUGCUUCUAAAACUUCUAAGUCUUGGUUUGUCUCUUUUUUUAAAUUAUUAACUUGAUACUGUCUUUCAUAUGUCAUAGUAGGUGGUAGUUUAGAGGCUUUCCCAUCGAAUUUUUUUUUUACUAUCAAUAUGUUUCUCUACUGCAUUAUAAAGAUCACGCCUGGAAAGACCAAGAGUGAGUCCAUUGCUCUAGAGGCUUUAAAUAGAAAGAUGCAUGGAAUAAAUCCAUGACUGUUCCCUUGGUUUAUCUUCAUAAAUUUGCAAGAGUAAUUAUCAAAGCAUUGAGAAAAUUAAUUAUUCUCAGCAGAAUUGCUUUGAAUAAAAGAUCUAAGAGUAUAGUCUUAGAUAAAAUGUAAAAAGAUUUAAUUUAAACAGAAUUUUAUGAUAGUUAUAUGGUGGCCUAAGAAAAUAAACACAUAGAGCUAGUCUAAUACUGGUACAUUUUGCAAGGUUAAGAAUUUUUGUUUUGUUCAUGAAAAUAAGUUACAUGAACAUGCUGAGCUAUUUUCCAAACCUUCCAAGGUACAAGUAUGUCAUUGCAUACACCAAAGAAGGUAUAAAAAGAGCAUAAAUAAAUUGUGUGCAACCUGAAUCCUUGCUACAGUAACAUAAAAAUAUAAAUACAGCUAAGGUGUGUUGUUGCCAUAAUCUUCUGGAGGCUGCAACAGGCAAAUAUACUUUUCAUUGAACUAAGUUGAGUCAGCUUAUCAAAACAGUACUGUAUUAUGAACAAAUUCAAUGAUAAAAUCAGAUGUUCCCUGUGAAACUAAAAAAAAAAAAAAAAAGACUACUGUGCUAGGUGGAAGAGUAGCGAGAAUGUAUUAAGAGGGGAAGAAAAAAGAGCAAGUUGUCUAAGGAUACUGGUUUAAUAUAAAAAUUAGGUUUUAUUUGAUCUUGGAACUAAAGGUACCCUACCCACAUUCUCAAAUUCCUACCUAAAUUAUAUUUUUUUGGUGAUAAUAGUUUUCUUGCCAUAAAGGAGUCCCUGUUUUUCCUUAUUUUAAGAUUUGUGGAUUGUCCCAUUAGACUAGGCCCUUCCAUAUACUUCUUUUGCUGAUUUGUCUUCUGAUUUUUGUCAACCACAGCUAAAUUUUUCUCAUUUAAAAAAAAAAGAGAGAGAUAGAAGGAAGAGUCUUUAAAGUAUCCAUUAUAGUACACUGAAAAAGAACAAAGUGGGAAAUCCAUCACUUUUUAAGUCUGUCAGAAAUAGCUAGCAACAUUUUUCUAGCGGUCACCUGCACAAUCAUGCCUCACUUGCAGGCUGUCUGUGGUUUGCUUGAUACAUUGACACAGAUCUGGAUACAUUUAGAGAAAAUGUAAAAUUUCCAUAUUUACCUAUCUUCAAAUAUAUAUUAAAUAAGAACAGAUGUAAAACAGAUAAAAUUUAUUAAUCAUAUAUAUUUAUUUUUAUAAUGCAACAAAAACAUAUUUAGAAAGAUAAGGAAUAGAAUAAUUAUGGUCUUCCAUAGGACACUGUCAGCAACAUCUGUAUACUUUGAUUAAAUAAAUUCUAUAAAGUAUUGAAACGUCUAUGGGGUGGGCAUUCAGUUCUUGCAAGAUUAAAGAUCUCUGUUAAGAAUUGUUUUUCUUUAAAACUCCAAUGAUUCUAUUCUAUAUCUGGUUAAUUUAUACAUUUUUCCCUUCCUAAACAUCUUUCUGUGGUAUUAUAAAACUGCCUUUUCACUUCUCUCUAACCCCAAAUCCUCUUUAAAAUUUAUGUUACAUUUAUAUUUUUUAGAAGUGUAAGCAUGGUGAUCUUUAGUAUAAAUUUGAACCUCAUCAUGGUCAGAGCAAGAUGUUCAAGAUUAAACAGAAACAUUAAAAAAUAAAUAUAUCUGUUUCUCUAUUGCCUACCAAUCACAGAUUUGAAAAUUUUACCUGAAAUAUUUUGAUAUUUACUAGUGUACAUAUUCAUUAAUUAAAGCUGUUUAAUAUUCAUAAGCAUAGAAUUUAAUAAUAGAAAAUGAGUAACUCCCAUAAGUCACAGCCUUCAGAAAUAAUCUUUAAUAACUAAAAUAUGCAUAUAUAUUCAUAUACCUGCUUUAUAUUAAACUUCCUAGUCUAUGUUACUGAGGGGCUUUUUAGAUUUUGAAGAUUAGUUGAGGAACUAUUAUUAUUUUAUUGUCUAUGUGGUCAGUUUCCAGUCUAUAGUCCACUCAUUAUCUCAUAGGAUAAGACAUAAUUGAGAAAAAAUGUAAAAACAAUGCAGAGAUUUAGUAUAUAAAUCAUUACACUAAAAAAGCCAUCAGAAGUUGCAAAGCUCUUGGCUUAACAUGAAUCAAGAAUUAUAGCACUUUUGUGCUGAAUUAUGACUGUUGAUAAAUAUUAUGAAUGUCAUAAUAAAAAAAAGAUUUAUCUUCUUUCACCCUGAAUUACUCUUAAAAUCUAUCCAGCUAACACCUGAACAGCUUUAAGGCCCAUCUCAGCCCAUGAAUGAAAAACAAAUCCAAAUUCAAUCCUUGAAAAGCAGUCUUUACAGAAGGUCUUCUGUAAUAGGUCUUCUGACGUGAUAAAGAAUGAAUUGCAUUACCUAUCUCCCAACCACAAUUUUCUUAAAAAUCCAUUUUUAUAUCUUUCCUAGCAAAUUUCUACUCUGUAAAGAAGUAAGUUAAAUCUGUUACUUCAAAAUGUUCAUCAAUAGUAGGUCUUAUUUUUCUAUUCCUUUUUUAAACAUUCUUCCCCACCCCCUUGAUUCUUUUCUCUUUAUUCUUCCAUCCCAUCUUUUUUCUUUUCUCAGCUUCUGCCGCUCCACCCCAUAUCCCUAUCAACAAAAGAAACGUAACACAGCAAAUCCAAAAAUAUCUUACCGAUCUCCCUAGAAGAGGCUGAAGGUGGAGGAAAAACAGGAAUGUUGCAAAAGUCAUACUUUAAUAUUUUGGGUCCUGUUGCAUAGAUAGGAGCAUUUGCACAUACAGAGUGUAUGAGUUCUGGCUUUUGAUUAACUGAAAAUUAAGUGCUUUGGAAAGUUAUUUCAAAACAGAUGAAGAUGAUCCUUUUCUACUGCUUUAGCUAAGGAAAUGAAUUAUUAAUUUAAAAGAAAAUAUUUUAAGAAUUAGAAACUGUUAUCAAGUCACAGUUGGUAUACAUGUUUAUAUAAGAAAGCUAUUAGAAGCAGGUGUAAUCACUUCUUUUAGUAUCAUCACUUCAACUUUUCCAAGCUCAAAUUCUGUUAAGUAGAAAAGACUCAUUCGCAUUCAAUCUGAAAAUAUUUUAAUUCUUUUUGUAUGAAGACUCCAAAGGUAGAUUGAUGGUAUUCUUCCAUUAGAACACAGGGCACUGAAGUCAUCCAACUUUUUGUUUUUAUGGUCAGCAUUUUCAAAAGAUUUUUCACUUUUUAUAAUAAUUUUCAAUAAAGGCAGUGUAAACUGUAUUUCAGUUUAACAAAUAUCUACAAGGUGUCUCUUACAUGCAUAAAAUUUAAUGGCAAAGAUGAGUUUGACUGUACUGUCCUUAUUUCUAAGUAUCUCUUAAGCUUAAAACUUAGAGCCUAUCUGCCGUGUUUGCUAUAAUUUCCAUGUCACUUAGUUCUUUCCAUAGAACAAAAAUACAUUAAAUAAAUAAAACCUUGUUUAUUUGCAAUCAGAUUUGCAGUCCCUAUGAAAGGAGAUAUUUUGGACCUCAAAGUUUUUCGUAGAUGCCUCCACACUUCCUCUGACAGAAGGGAGCACACUUGUUUGAUUCUCUAAGACAGUCUCUCUUGUCACCUACCAGUUGACCCUCCUCAGAGGUCACAUACUGCCACUGUCCGUGGGCAGACUGCUCAGUUCAUGUGUAGACUCACUACCUCAAAGCUACCUCCAGUUAGAAAACAUCAACCAUUUUUUAAAACCAAUGCUGGGGUGCUCUCCUGCGCAACCCAAUUCACUGGCCCUAGGAAACGUAACAAUGAGUAUAUGACUGCAAUGGUUGCAUAAAAUUCUUUCCAACAUGAUAUAUUUAACAAAGGGCUUCCCUAGUGGUUCAGCUGGUAAAGAAUCUGCCUGCAAUGCGG
Messenger RNA from Odocoileus virginianus texanus, 6449 nucleotides. The record is from RefSeq and is a predicted model, not a curated record. Lineage: Eukaryota; Metazoa; Chordata; Mammalia; Artiodactyla; Cervidae.